UUAAUUACGCCAUGUUCAAGAGGGUGAGCAUGGUGCAGAUCUCGUACCACCUCGGAGGCAAAAUCGAAUCCAACCCCAGCAUCCAACCUAUCGGCAAUUUCCCCAACAUUAUGCAAUUUCUGCAAACUAUCACCAAAGUGCAGAUCAUCGGCAAUGUAACGUGCAAGUAUUCCACCAUGAAGUACGGACAUAUUGGCCUCAUCGAAAAAAUCACGCAGAAGUACAAGAUGCAGCACGAUGCUGGAGUGGAACAGCAGGUGGAGUUUAGCCUGCCGGCCAACGUGAACUUCACCUUCUUCAGGACCAAGCAGAACGGUGAUUUCAUCCAUGGAGUCAAUUUAUUCUUGGAGCCGAAGCUGAACAAGAAGGAGCCCGUAGCCCGUAUGAUCACCGAGCCAUUCACCACCUUCCAGCAACUCAAGGACAUCACCCCGCUCGCCAAGAGCAAGAACAAGAUGAUGGUGAACAUUCGCGAGGCACAAAAUGUCACGUUCCCAUGGGGCCCUUCGAAGGCGCUGCUUGUCAACAUCUCCACGCAGCAAGAGUUUGUAGAUUACGCCGAAGCGCAGCGCAGCAAGAAGGACAGCGAUUUCCUGUCCAUUCUGUUCUUCCCAUUCGCUUCCUCCGCCAUCCAGUACAGCCAAUUCAACGUCUCCAUCGACCAAACGAAGCUGCAACAGCUCAAACUGCAGUUCAACACCACCAGGCAGAGCAGGCUGCCGCCGCUGCCGCUGUCCCAACAGCCCAGUGGCCACGGGUCGCAGUCCCCCAAACACCCUGGCAACGAUGCGCACACGACCAUCGUCAACCUGGGCAUGACCACCACUGGAUCAGCUGAGAAGCAAGCGUACCGCGCUGCUUUCAACGUCACCGCCAGCCAAAUCCGAAACAACGACCACCUGCAUUUCAACUACAACGUCACCAAGACUAGGUUCCCCGCCCUACCCAAGCUCGUCGAAGAGUUGAAGAUCGACGUCCAGGGCAAAUGGGCUUACAUGCCGCAGUAUUUCAUCCAAUUCGCCCGCGAAUACAGCCCCAACUCCAACAUCUCCUUCUCCAUGUACUACAACAACAAAACCAAUAGCAAUCCUGCAAUGCAACUGAACGGCAAGUGCCGCUUGGAGAGAAGCGACGAGCGCCUGGAAUACGUCUUGGAGUCCCCUCGCUACAAGCAGUGCCGCGAGCAGGUCCGCGACGGCCAGCUCAUCCUGCCCGCCUGCCUCAACUCCACGCGCCGCAUCGCCGUGCUGGACGAGCUGUCGUGCGAGGCCCGCUACGAGCACGUGAGCUCCUGCUGCUGCAACCCCCCACGUGGGGGCAUCUAUUCGAGCGCGCACGGCGCCGCGCCUGUAAACCCCUACCACAGCGCAAGUCAUGCCACCAGGGCCCGACCAUACAGGCGCCUACCCUGA
Gryllus bimaculatus (two-spotted cricket) is the source of this 1412-nucleotide messenger RNA. NCBI's taxonomy places the organism in Eukaryota, Metazoa, Arthropoda, Insecta, Orthoptera, Gryllidae. The record is from the annotation of a GenBank genome assembly.